Messenger RNA from Pistacia vera, 899 nucleotides. Its product is annotated as probable transmembrane ascorbate ferrireductase 3. NCBI's taxonomy places the organism in Eukaryota, Viridiplantae, Streptophyta, Magnoliopsida, Sapindales, Anacardiaceae. The record is from RefSeq and is a predicted model, not a curated record. The coding region runs from base 61 to 735 and encodes 224 amino acids. The transcript is spliced from 4 exons. Gene Ontology annotation, molecular function: oxidoreductase activity.
CUUCCUUCACUUCAUCUGCUUGAGCAUUCACUGCCACACAACCUAAUUCUUCCACCAGCCAUGGAUAAUUAUGGUUACGAAAGGGCCACGUUCAGGCGGUCUGCCUCUCGCUUAACCCUAGCGGCACAUUUGUUUGGCAUCUUAGCCAUCGUUCUUAUGCUCAUUUGGUUGUUGCAUUACCGAGGGGGCAUCGAGUAUGGUUCCUACAAUUCAGAUCGUGUUUUCAAUGCUCACCCAUUUUUUAUGUUCUGUGGGUUCGUCUUUCUCGCUGGUGAAGCGAUGAUGGCAUACAAGACAAUUAAAUCAGAGCACAAAGUGCAGAAAUUUUUUCAUGGGAUACUUCAUUUGACUGCCUUAUGUCUCGGAGUGGCUGGGAUAUGUGCGGUUUUCAAGUAUCAUGAUAUGGUGAAUGUAGAAGAUAUGUAUUCAUUGCAUUCAUGGAUUGGAUUGACCACUUUUGUCCUCUUUUGCUUACAGUGGCUUUUGGGGGUCUCUGCAUUUCUUUUUCCAUCUUCGGCCAUAACGAGGGCUAAGAUGCUUCCAUGGCAUAUCUGCGGGGGUAGAGCACUCUUAUACAUGGCAAUAUGCGCAGCUCUUACAGGAUUAAUCGAAAAAUUUACGUUCAUGAAACUUGCGCAUCAAAGAGAAGCUCGUUUGAUCAACUUUACUGGACUAUCAAUCCUCCUAUUCGGCAUUUUUGUUGAUCUUUCUGUUGCCCUUGCUCGUUAUGUGUGAUUACAUUGCAAUGUUUUUUCUGGUCUGGGAGUGAUUUUUUUCUUUGAUUGUCAUUAUUAUUAUUAUAUUUAUUUUUUCGUUUAGUGUGCUCGGUAUUAUAUUGUUGUAAUCUAAAUUGUUAUUAUUAUUUAUGGAGAAGCAUCUAAAGUGUAACAUAUUUUCAU